Messenger RNA from Bicyclus anynana (squinting bush brown), 6862 nucleotides. RefSeq lists its product as uncharacterized. Gene Ontology annotation, cellular component: cytosol; ESCRT I complex. The transcript is spliced from 7 exons. Bases 480 to 1538 code for a protein of 352 amino acids. Gene Ontology annotation, biological process: viral budding; regulation of epidermal growth factor receptor signaling pathway; endosome to lysosome transport via multivesicular body sorting pathway. The record is from RefSeq and is a predicted model, not a curated record. NCBI's taxonomy places the organism in Eukaryota, Metazoa, Arthropoda, Insecta, Lepidoptera, Nymphalidae.
GUGUUUCUCUAUUGUGGUGUGGUUCUAUUUUCUUGUUUUUAAUAGAAAAUAAUAUUUUUCGAUUUGAUCAUUAUAAAAAGUAAAUGAUAAUCUUUUUAAUAGCAUCAUAUCAUGCAUAAAAUACAGGAAUGUCAUUAGGUGUCCAAAAUGUAAAUAGUAAAUGCAACACUUUAAUAAUCUCUGAAUGGCAUGACAGCAUGAGCAAAGAGAUUUGACAGCAUCAGUCAUUCUUAAAAUCACGGUUCUCUGAGCGAAAGCUUUGAAAAUAUCAGUGAAAAAUAAAAACAGACAAAAAGUAACAUGGAAGUUGUGGCUUGUGUGCAUCUAGUGAUGGCAUGACAACGGUUUACUAUAAAUAAUAGUGACAAUGAUGUAAUAAAUGCUAAUACAAAGUGCUAGUGUUGUGCGCGUCGAGUGUGUAUUCAGUGCAAACGGACGCAGUUGUUGACGAUGGACGCAGUGUUAUGAUGUGAGUGAAGAUGUCGAAGGUGCUGUCGGCGCUGGGCGGCGCGCUGCCGGACGAGCGGCCUCUGCUGUCGCUGCAGAUCGUGGAGAGCGUUGCCAAGUGUCCGGCGGGGUACGUGCCCGUCAGCCGGACGUACGACGAGGACGCGGACGCGGGCCUCCUGCGCCAGGCCGGCCUGUUCGGGAAGAAGCCCAGCCACUACAUUUGCUUGUCUAAGUCUGAAGGAGUGCCCGGUUACGUGAUGGACGGCGUGGUGGUGCUCGGCGAGCGCGAGGCGACGCCGGCGGGGUACAGCGUGGCGGGGCGCGCGGGCAAGCGGCGGCUGUGCACGCGCGUGUCGCGGCGCGCGCCCGGCCCCGCGCCGCCCGCGCCGCUCGUCACCGACGUCAUCGUGUGCUCCAAGAUGAGGAGCGCGCCGCAGGGGUUCAUACUCGCCGGGGAGAUCAACGGCAAGGUGGUGUGCUACAAGGUGAGCGGCGGCAGCGCCGACACGUCGCCCACGCACGCGCCCAGCGACUACGAGAACGUCGUCUCCAACCUCACGCCUGAGGCUGCCAGGAGUUCGUUAUCGGUAAAAUUGUACAAACACCUGAAAUCGGGCUGGUCACACUGUGUUGGACUAAGGCCCGUACCAGACAGACCACCCAAGCUGUCUCCCCUUGUGGCUGAACUAAACAAUCUCAACCUAAAGUCGCCGUCCGCGUAUCCGAACAUAGAAGAGUUCACCACGGACCACGACUACGAGGCUCUGAGCCCCUCGUACAACCUGAAGCCGUCGCGCCCGGCGCCCCGGCCGCCGUCGACGAAGUCCCCGAUCCCGCACGGGAGCCCCGGGCCCACGUCUCCCGCGGCGGCGCCCUGCAAGAAGGGCCCCGCGCCGCUGCCCAAGGCGUGCAACUACCAGACCCUGGGGGGGUACAGCGGGCUGGAGGGGGUGCCGUUUGUACUCAGCCCCAAGUUGCGCGGAUUGCCCAAUGUUACUUUACUGCAGUUACCAGUGAUCAAGAAUCGCAGCCGCUUCGACCUCGACCGCGAGUACGCCUACAACUUCGCCCUCGAGCGCCAGACGUGAUCGCACCCGCUGCGUCGCGCCGACACAGACGACCCGACUACAGUUGGAUGUCAACUGCCAGUCCUGUUUGGUUAGGUGGUUGUAUGUUUGAGUGUAUAAAAUCUCUGGUUUAGUUAUUAAUUUGGCAAAUUAAGCAGGUAUAGCUCAAAUCCACAUGAAUUUUGAAUUUGCGUAGUUACAGUAUUAUCAUACCUACAUUUAUUGGUAUCAUCUCGCUAUAAUAAGGGAUAUUCAUGAUAUGACAAUUAUAAUGCCGAACCUAUUUUUUUUUAAAUCACGAAUUUUUAUCCAAUCAUUAAGUUAAAAUAUACUACAAUUAUCAUUUAAAAUAUAAUUGUUAUUGGUAAUAAAGGUCGGCGCCAACCGAGUUAGAAUGUCUAUAGGUGCUUAAAAGUCUUUAAACUGAAAUUAAAUUGCAUGAAUAUUUAAUAAAAUAACGUAAAAUAAAAUCUCACUUACACAUAAAAUAAUGUCACAAGCGAAAUUUACAGUUCUUAAAGUAAAUUAAACUAAAUUGUCAGGUCAAAAAACUAAAUUAUCAGACCUGUUAAUUUAAUAUCAAUAUAAGUAUAAUCAUUUAAUUAUGAAAUAUCCAUUUUUUCAUAUUGAAUAAUAUUUUAAGAUUUCGGAUAAUUGCUAACUAACUAUUGUGUAUUCGUCAAAAGAAUUUUAUUAAUGAAAUGAAGACUCUGAUCGAUUGUGCCAAUGUAUAAAAGUUACUGCUACAAAUAGGUUCCAUUUAGAUGUUAGUUCCAUGUGAUUUAAAAUAUUUAUUUGUUUACAAAUAUGUAUGUCGACCAUAAACACAUAGAGUAAAGCAUAGUACAUAUUAGGAUGGAAUAGACAAAGUAGAAAAUAGUUUCUAAAAACUCUACUUUGUCUAUUCUAUUCUAACGUUAUAGGCUCAUAAGUCCGACAUGUUAUUGCAUGUGGCCAUUAUAGUAAAGUAAAUGGUUGUAAUUUAUUCUCGAAUAAUAAUUCAUAGUCAUAUGUACAAAAAAUAAAUUGAAUUACAGUCGUUAAAUUAGUAAAGCACUAUACCUCACGCCGACGCUCGUGGCACGCGGGGACAUGAAUGCUAAAAGUUGCGUCUGAUGAUGAGCAUAAUAUAAUAUUAAUGAAUUGAGUAUAAGAAUGACAUUUAAAUGUUAUUGCAUGCGCCAGGAGCCUUAGGGCGAGGUAUGAAACUGUGCUUUAAAAUAAAUAAAUAAAACAUAGGGUUCUGUACCAUUUAAUCGAAUAUCCUCUUUAACUGACUCUGCAGUAUCAUUAUAAUAGUCUAGUUGCGAAUUUCUCUAUGGUUCUUAUUAGAAAAUUUAAAGACUGCCUACCUAUUGUCAUACUCAGUCAUACUUGAAAAAAAAACAAAAUAAUAGUGAUUAAAAGUCAGUAGAUUUAUUAUAUUAUAUUAAUAAAAGUAAAUAAAAUUAACAUUUUAUCAUGUAAAAUUACGGAACCCUUAAGUCGUCCUAUUGGCCGCUAUGGAUAACAAAUAGGGCUCGAGUGCCUUAAGUAGUGUGUUGGUGUAGGCGACCUUGACAGUGCUCAUUGGUAUGGUAUUAUACAGGGUGUCCCAUAACUAAUGGAUAAAUCGCAGAUAAAUGGCAGACACAUCACCUAGACUAAAACUAAUUUGAAUAGUUUUGGAAAAAUCCCUAUGGUGACCAAGUUAUAUUUAAAACUACAGCUUUGAAAGACAGAUUCAAGAUAUACCAUUUGCAUUUUAUCGAAUAAUUACGGAGCAACCUGUAUAAAUUAUGUGAAUAUACGGUUCAUGUGUCUAAGAAUGAUGUAACAGCGCCGCCUCGGUGUGCGAAGACUGACGUUUCUAUAUGGAAGGGAUCAAGAACGAGUAUAUCAAUGUAAUUAAACAAAAGAAUGCUGCUAAAUUAGUGUUAUUUAUAUUAAAAGACCUGGAUUGUGUGCGCAACAAGUAUUUCAGCAGGCUAUAGUUAGUAUGCUAGUGAAAGAAAUUAUGCUCAAAAGGGCUAGAACUCAGAGCCUCAAGCUCAAUCUCGAAUCUUUACUUACCAGAAAAUCUCGAUUGAACUGAACUUUCGAAAAUUUCUCCUAUUUUCAAAAUAAAUGACAGGUUGCAACCCGAGUUUAAUCAUGGCAAAAGAGAAAUUCGAAAGUUAUAUCUAGGGAAAGUACUUGUGUAUUUAAUAUUUUUACUUGAUAAAACUUAACCAGUUCGUAAGUACCUAGUGGGGCCCUAUAUUUUUAUUUGGAUCAGGACCCUUGGUUACCUAGCUUCGCCACUGCUGUCUCUUCCCAAAAGUAUUAUUGUGCUGUUACCAACUUUAAAAUGAAUUUAUUAUUUUUGAUCAUGAUUAGAUCAAAAAUAAUAAAGUCAUCAAAAUUAUGAAAACUCCUUUUAUAUUGAAAAUUAAACAUUUUUGGAAGUUUCUUAAUUAAAAUAAAAUCAGCCUAGCUUCUAUAUGAUCAUUUUACAUUUUCAUUUACAUAAAUUAAAUAAAUAAACUAUUGACGUUGCUGUACACAGUUUUACGAACUGCAAUUCAAUGUCGUCAUCAACCCAUAUUCGGCUCACUGCUGAGCUCGAGUCUCCUCUCAGAAUGAGAGAGGUUAGGCCAAUAGUCCACCACGCUGGCCCAAUGCGGAUUGGUAGACUUCACGCACGCAGAGAAUUAAGAUAAUUCUCUGGUAUGCAGGUUUUCUCACGAUGUUUUCCUUCACCGAUUGAGACACGUGAUAUUUAAUUUCUUAAAAUGCACACAACUGAAAAGUUGGAGGUGCAUGCCCCGGACCACCAGUAGAAUGCUACAUCAUCGGGGAGUGCUAUAGGCUAUAUUUUAUAUUGGUAUUAUAUAUAUUAGCCGAGUUAUCACAGUUUUUGUCAUACAGAUCAGACUGCAAAUCCUCUUAAACAGACUUAUUCGCAUGCGCUGCCUUAACUAUUGUGUAAAAUUUAAAUUAAUGUAUGGAAGCUUUAUGUAUCUUUAAAAGUUCUACAAAAAAGUCCGCGACACCAUAUAUCUAUCUUCUAUAUAUUAGCAGAUAUAGUACCUUUUGUGUUUUAAAAAUUAUUAAUUUUAUAUACUUAGGUUAACGUCAUUAUUUAUACAACUAAACUUUAAUCCUUAUUAAAAUAAAUUAUUUAAUAAUCACAAGGAUAUUAUGGAGAUAAGAUUUGCCCUUUACAGUAUGUUAAUUACUUAAAUAGUUUCGGAGAUAAUACAAAAUUUCUAAAAGACGCAGAAAUUCCGCUAUAUGACGCCCGGCGCUUUCAUUCACGUAGUUCCCGUUCCCGUGUGAAUAUGGGGAUCAAACAUAGCCUAUGACACUCGCAAAUAACGUAGCUUUCUAUUGGUAAAACAAUUUUCCAAAUCGGUCCAGUAGAUCCAGAGAUUACCUCCUACAACUUUACCUCUUUAUAUUAUUAGCAUAGAAGUCUCUAUUUCUCUUGGUCAUACCACCACUCUCGAAGGACUGGACCGAUUUUGCUAAGGGUAGGAGUAAGAUAGAGAAGUUACAGGGUAGGGUAGGGUACGGGUAGGGAAGCGUAUUGGUAUAGUACGCGCGUUAACAACUGAGUCUUAGGGCCAUAAAUCAUUUCUCUAUAUCUAUCUCGCUUGCACUUAUGGGUCUUAUGGAGCCGUCUAGUGAAGGGUGUAACAAUGAAAGACAUAUUAUCGAUAAGUAAAGUUUAUUAUCGUAUCUUGUUCACAAAAUUAAAAAAAUUAACAAUAUUUGAUUUAAUAUAAUAUAUAUUUCAUAUUAUAUAAUUAUUAACUAAAUAAAAUUAAUCUUCAUCUGAGUCUUCAUCAUCAGAAUCUUCGUCUUCUGCCAAAUUUAUUAUAAGCGGCGCGUGAUCUCUAAUUAGAGCUUUUUGUAAAUCUUUGUUUUGAAGUUCUUCGGCAUGCCUAACACAUUUGGCCCAGUCUUCUCGUGUGACAUUUUCUAUGGCUCGGUGGAGGUGAUUUUCGACAUCUGCUAUCUUGAAGGUAUUAUUAUUCUUCGCAACUUCUCCCUUUACUUGUGCCCAAAUUAAUUCUAUUGGGUUAUAUUGACAGUGAUAUGGAGGGAGCCUUAUUACUUCAUGACCUCGUUCAUUUGCCAGAUGGUCUAAAGCGUAGACCUUCUGCGGGUUACUGGCUUUUACUUUUCUUAUUAAUUCUUCAAUAAUUUCGUUGCUGGAAUAUGGAAUCUUUUUCUUUGUCAACCAUUCUUGAAUUUCAGCUUUCCUCGUGUUUCUUGUGGGUAUCUUUUCCAACUGUAUCGAAUGAUAGCUUGCGUUAUCGACAAUUAUAACUGAGGGCUCUUCAAGUAGAUUCAGGAAUUCGGAAAACCAUGCCAUAUAUGUUUCGCCAUCCAUUUCUGUGUGGUAAUCAGCAUCCUUUGAUUUCACCGCUUUAAAUAUUAGCUUCGCAUCUGGAACGAAGCCAGUCCUUGCAGAACCCGCAUGGCAAACUAUUAAUCUUUGGCCUUUUCCCACAGGCUGAUUCUUGAAACCUCCUUCAUCGUUGCUUCCAAGCCACAUCCUCUUUCUUGCAUGGUUUUGAUUAAUCCAUGUUUCGUCUAGAUAGAAACGUGGUCGCUGAUCGUUAGUUCUUCUAAGUAAAUCCAAUUUCCUUAAAAAGUCCAUUCUAGCACAAACAAUAUCAGUUCUUUCCAUUAAAUAUUUACGUCCUUCGCUAUUUUUCUUAUACUGGAACCCAACCUCCUUCAGUAGUAUUCUCAUUGAAGUGUUGCCGCAUUUAAAAUCGGGUAAUUGUUCACGGAAUUUUUCUAAAAUUUUCGCCACGGAUGGAUACUCUCCAUUCUCAUAAAAUGAAGCUACAGUUCGCUUCAACACACUUUUAUCAAAAUCGUCAAUAUUAGUGACGGUUUGUGGUUUCUUAAAAUUUGUUCUUGGUAUACAGGUACUGCCUGAUUGUGAUACUUCCGUCUUGAUUCGGUCCACUGUCGCUCUGCUCACACCACAAACAAAUGCGGCCAUUUCACGUGGUUUGUUGAAAUUUAGAGAAGCCACUUUAUUCGGAUCACUUUUCAAUUCAUUGAGAAACAGGAAUACGUUGUGAAUCAGUGUUCGAGCUUGAGGGCUAAUAUCGCCAUGUAAUUUCUUCAGAUCAACGUUAGAAAAUAAAGUAUCCAUAGUGCGCAACGAGUAACACAUGAAUGUAUUUAUUUAAUUGCAGUAAACACAUUUAUAGCAAAAAAAAUACGCAAUGCAAUUACAUUAGAAACCGACCAAUCAGAAUCGUCCAAAUCAUUAUUGACUCAUCAUUAGCACGUGCGCAGGUAGCCGUUUAUCGAUAAUUAGGGUGCGCAGGUAGGCGCGCUGCACAUUCCUAUCUUUU